GUUCUGCGGAGGGCUCUGCGGAUUUUGGUUGCGCUUGGUUCGUUUGGCAUCAAAUUGUGGUUGGACAAGAACAGUGGGGCGUUUGAUGAGAAUAAAAGCCGGCGAGCUUCUGAAUUGCGAGGGAUUUUUACUCGAUUGGGCCCUACUUUCGUGAAAUUAGGGCAGGGAUUGUCCACCAGGCCAGACAUCUGCCCCCCCGAGUACCUUGAGGAGCUUUCUCAACUUCAAGAUGACCUACCAACCUUCCCAGAUGCAGAAGCAUUUCUGUGCAUUGAGAAGGAGCUGGCACUGUCGCUUGAUUCCAUUUUCUCAUCAUUAUCCCCAUCACCCAUUGCAGCUGCAAGCUUGGGUCAAGUUUACAAAGGCAAACUCAAGCGAUCUGGUCAAGUGGUUGCUGUAAAGGUGCAGCGCCCUAACAUCGAAGAAGCUAUUGGACUUGAUUUCUACCUGAUAAGGAGCUUAGGAUUUCUCAUAAAUAAAUAUGUUGACUUCAUCUCGAGUGAUGUCGUUGCCCUUAUAGAUGAAUUUGCACGCAGAGUUUAUCAAGAGCUUAACUAUGUACAGGAAGGACAGAAUGCUAGGAAGUUUAAAAAAUUAUAUGCUGACAAGGAAGAUGUCCUUGUCCCAGACAUAUUCUGGGAUUAUACAAGUGGUAAAGUCUUGACAAUGGAGUGGGUUGAUGGUGUGAAAUUAAACGAGCAGGAAGCUAUUGAGAGUCAAGGGCUGAAGGUUUUGGAUCUGGUAAAUACUGGCAUACAGUGCAGCCUCAGACAGUUACUUGAGUAUGGAUAUUUUCAUGCAGAUCCUCAUCCCGGUAAUCUGCUAGCGACAUCAGAGGGAAAGCUUGCCUUCCUAGAUUUUGGAAUGAUGAGUGAGACUCCUGAAGAAGCAAGAUGUGCAAUAAUUGGACAUGUUGUUCACAUGGUGAAUCGGGAUUAUGAAGCUAUGGCUCGUGAUUAUUAUGCAUUAGACUUCUUGUCACCUGAUACUGAUGUUUCUCCAAUUGUGCCCGUACUUAGGAAUUUCUUUGACGACACACUUAAUGCAACUGUGAGUGAACUAAACUUCAAAACAAUAGUAGAUGGUUUGGGUGCAGUAUUUUAUCAAUAUCCAUUCAAUGUCCCGGCAUACUAUGCAUUAAUUUUGAGAUCGCUUACCGUACUGGAAGGCUUAGCACUGUAUGCAGAUCCAAAUUUCAAAGUUCUGGCUGCUUCAUAUCCAUAUUUUGCUAAAAGGCUUCUGACAGAUCCAAAUCCUUAUCUGAGAGACGCUCUUAUCGAGUUGCUUUUUAAGGAUGGGAAGUUUAGGUGGAGUAGACUUGAAAACCUGUUGCUUCAGGGAAGAAAAGAUAGAGACUUCUCUGUAAAAGAUGCCCUACAGCCUGUGCUGAAGCUUUUGUUGGGUCCUGAUGGCGAGGGUCUCCGAGUUUUAGCUAUUAAGGAAGCUAUUCGUGUGACCGAAGCUUUUGUUUUAGGGACGGUCAAUGAUACAUAUAAUUCUAUCCCUGAUUUUAUGAGACUUCUAAUAUUUAGAGACGAUAGUUCUCGAACUCUUGGGAUAAGCAAUGCAGAACAAGAAAGCAUGGUAGAGCUACGGGAUCAGGUACUGAGGAUAUGGACACUUCUCCAAUCUUCUGAAAAUUUUGAUCCUACUCUUUUGCAACCCGUAUUGCAGGUGCUUCAACAGCCUGAGGCUCGCAGUCUUGGCGGCCGCAUUUUCACCGGGAUUACUCAGCGUCUUGCAGCACGGAUGCUGCAGCAAGUACUUCGGGCUUCAACAACAGUCUCUGCUUCCUCAGUGUAACCAUUGUUGAUGCAAUUUUAAAUUUUUCAUAAGUUGGUUCAUGUACCUUUGUUAGUUUCUCUAGUAUUCGAUAAUAUCAAUUCUAAUAUAUUCACCAUUUUUGUUGCAUUGAUAGUGAUAAUAAAUGGAAAUUACCAUUCACUUUA
This is a messenger RNA of Momordica charantia (bitter melon), 1949 nucleotides long. The record is from RefSeq and is a predicted model, not a curated record. NCBI's taxonomy places the organism in Eukaryota, Viridiplantae, Streptophyta, Magnoliopsida, Cucurbitales, Cucurbitaceae.